AUGGCGACGUUGCAGAAAUUCAAGCUAUUAGCGACGCAAUGUGGUGUCAGCCAAAGUUCAACAAGAAGUCAGAGGACGAGUCCCGUGGUCAAUUUCCCUCGUCCUAAAACCACUCUGCGAAUGCUUCUCACCAGAACCAGUAGCCGCAAAUCAUCAACCUGUGGGGAAAUGUCGUAUCCACAGAGUUUCAUAGGCAAUUUACCUGAGAAAAAGAAGGGCGACAAGGAUUUGAGAGGCCGCACUUUGAAGGAUUUAUUUGUAUCAUCUCCAUUGUUAGAAGAUGAUGAUGAUGAUGAUGGCAAAGUUGUUAAGGAGAAAUUUGGCGGGAAGACGGAAGUUGUUUUGGCGACGCCAUUUAGUGGUCUUAAUGGAUUGGGAGGUGAACUGGGUUCGCUGAGGCCGGGUAGGACUGGAUUCAGGCAUAGGAUGCUGAUGAGGAGGGCUUGGCGUCCCACGCUUCCGACCAUUCGUGAAUAA
This is a messenger RNA of Durio zibethinus, 477 nucleotides long. RefSeq lists its product as uncharacterized. The record is from RefSeq and is a predicted model, not a curated record. Lineage: Eukaryota; Viridiplantae; Streptophyta; Magnoliopsida; Malvales; Malvaceae.